This is a messenger RNA of Lotus japonicus, 534 nucleotides long. RefSeq lists its product as uncharacterized. Lineage: Eukaryota; Viridiplantae; Streptophyta; Magnoliopsida; Fabales; Fabaceae. The record is from RefSeq and is a predicted model, not a curated record. The transcript is spliced from 2 exons. Bases 1 to 534 code for a protein of 177 amino acids. Gene Ontology annotation, molecular function: RNA-DNA hybrid ribonuclease activity; nucleic acid binding.
AUGGAAGUUUUACGGAGGAUUCACGUUGAUACUUUGAAGUUUCAGCCGUGGGGAAGUGGAGUGGUUGAUCAAGUGCCGGUGGCGGUACAGGGAGGCGAUUACGUGAUGUUAGAUACUGACGGAAGCUGGAGCCAAGGACUCAAUGGAAUGGGGGGUGAUGGAGUGAUCUGUGACAGUUUGGGUAGGUGGGUGUUUGGAUUUACCAUGGCAGCAGGUGCAGGUAAUGCAUUUAAAUCUGAAAUUGCAGCAGUUCAUAAGAGGCUUUUACAGGUGUGGGACUUGGGGUUUCGCCAAGUCCGGUGCUAUGUGGAUUGCUCUGAACUGCAGCAAGUUCUAACAGAUGACAGAUAUGUCCAUAACUAUUGGCAUGGGGAGGAGAUCACUCAAGUUCGUUAUGUUUUGGCUAGGAAUUGGAACGUGACUGUUGCUCAUGUUACUCGUGAUCGGAACGUGACUGUUGCUCAUGCGAGUGAGGAUUGGAAAGCUUGGAGGUUCCCACCUUCAACUAUGUUAAAAUGGCGCAGCAGAUCAUGA